AUGGACAAGUUGUUGCAGUCGUCAACAUCAACAAACUCCCUCGUCACAAAUGAUGGUGCUACCAUCUUAAAGAAUAUCCCAUUCAAUAAUCCAGCUGCUAAAGUUCUCGUUAAUAUUAGUCAAGUUCAGGAUGACGAGGUCGGUGAUGGUACAACUUCAGUAACAGUACUAGCCGCCGAAUUAUUAAGAGAGGCUGAAAAGUUGGUAGACAAAAAGAUCCAUCCCCAGACAAUUAUCGAAGGCUACAGAGUUGCUUCUAAAGCAGCAUUGACUGCUUUGGAAAAAUCUGCAGUCGACUCGUCAGCAGAUCCCGUACGGUUUAGAAAUGAUUUAAUUGCAAUUGCCAAGACUACAUUGAGUUCCAAGGUUUUGAGUCAAGAUAAAGACUUUUUUGCUGAGCUAGCUGUCAAUGCUAUUCUACGUUUGAAAGGGUCAACCAACUUGGAGCAUAUCCAAAUUAUCAAAAAAGCAGGAGGAAAAUUAAGUGAUUCCUACCUCGAUGAAGGAUUCAUCCUCGAUAAAAAAUUCGGAGUUAAACAACCUAAAAAGAUUACCAAUGCCAAGAUCUUAAUUGCCAAUACCUCUAUGGACACUGAUAAGGUGAAGAUCUAUGGAGCCAAGAUGAGAGUUGAUUCUACGGCGAAAUUGGCUGAGCUCGAAAAAGCCGAGAAAGAGAAAAUGAAACUCAAGGUCGAAAAGAUCAAGGCUCAUGGAAUCAACUGUUUUGUUAACCGUCAACUUAUUUACAAUUGGCCAGAACAGUUGUUUUCCGAUGGUGGCAUUAACACUAUUGAACACGCGGAUUUCGUUGGUGUCGAGCGUUUGGCGCUCGUUACUGGUGGUGAGGUUGUUUCUACAUUUGACCACCCUGAUAAGGUCAAAUUGGGCCACUGUGAUUCCAUUGAGGAAGUCAUCAUUGGUGAAGAUUCAAUGAUCCGAUUUUCUGGUGUUGCUGCUGGUGAGGCCUGUACCAUUGUUCUUCGUGGUGCUACUGAUCAAUUACUAGAAGAAGCUGACCGCUCUUUGCAUGACGCUUUAUCGGUGCUAUCUCAGACUACAAAGGAAACUAGAACAACUUUAGGCGGUGGUUGUGCAGAGAUGGUUAUGUCUAAGGCUGUAAUGGCUGCCGCUCAGAACGAGGAGGGAAAGACGGCUCUGGCUGUGGAGGCUUUUGCUAAUGCACUUAAGCAGCUGCCCACUAUUCUUGCUGACAAUGCCGGCUUUGACUCGAGUGACCUCGUCACUAAAUUACGUAAUGCUGUUUAUGAAGGUAUGACCACUUAUGGUCUUGAUCUGGAUAACGGUAAAAUUGCAGACAUGAGAGAGCUGGGUAUUAUCGAAUCAUACAAACUCAAGCGAGCUGUUGUUACCAGUGCCUCAGAAGCUGCCGAGCUGCUUCUUCGUGUAGAUAACAUCAUCCGCUCUAAACCCAGAACUGCUGAUAGGAAUAGAAUGUAG
Sugiyamaella lignohabitans is the source of this 1458-nucleotide messenger RNA. RefSeq names its product Cct2p (gene CCT2). Bases 1 to 1458 code for a protein of 485 amino acids. Gene Ontology annotation, cellular component: chaperonin-containing T-complex; cytosol. The transcript has a single exon. Gene Ontology annotation, molecular function: ATP binding; ATP-dependent protein folding chaperone; ATP hydrolysis activity. Gene Ontology annotation, biological process: protein folding. The record is from RefSeq and is a predicted model, not a curated record. Lineage: Eukaryota; Fungi; Ascomycota; Dipodascomycetes; Dipodascales; Trichomonascaceae.